Messenger RNA from Ceraceosorus bombacis, 4809 nucleotides. The record is from the annotation of a GenBank genome assembly. NCBI's taxonomy places the organism in Eukaryota, Fungi, Basidiomycota, Exobasidiomycetes, Ceraceosorales, Ceraceosoraceae.
AUGGUCAACCUCGCAAGGCUGGGUCGCAGCAAGGCGAGAAUAGCGCAGUUGAGCCUUGUGCUUCUCGCAGCCAUCCUGCCUUUGGUCCUCUCAGCAGCUCAACCUUUCGUGAGCAAGACGCACUUCUCGUCGCUUCCUGUUCGGAUCAGCUACUUUCCAGAUUCCAGCACGGUGCUGUAUCAUGAUGCGGUGCACGGAACUGUGUACAGGUCGGAGAAUGAGGGAAGGGAUUGGAAGAUUAUCGAAGGUCCCGGUGCGCCUACGAGAGGGCAGGCGGCCAUGCUCGUGGAGCACCCGACCGACCCAAAGAGGGUGAGUUGAUGUUCCAUCAUCGUUCAGGCCAUCUUCAUCGCAAGCGCACCUGCACGUGCUGAUCCGUCGUCUCGUCAUUCCGCGUCCAGGCCUUCAUCCUCACGGCUGGCAAGACGCACCACCGGACGAUAGAUCGGGGAAAGACGUGGCAGAGCUUUGAAGUCCCUCUGCCUCCAGCCACUAGAGCAGGAGCUCCCUUGGAAUUCCAUCAAGACAGCUCUUCGGGUGUGGAGAAGAUCAUCUAUGCUGGGAAGAAGUGCUCCGGCUGGACACCGUGGGGUACCGCCACCUGCCAUGACGUCGUAAGUGUCAAACUCCCCCUCCCACCUCGUCCUUGCGCUGCUAACAAGCAGUUUUCCUGUGCAUUUCUAGGCCUACUACACGCUCGACGGCUUCGCCUCGCCGGCAAAACCACUCAUCGAGUUCCUUUUGCACUGCAUCUGGGCCAAGGCUACGCCAACCCUCAGUCUUCCCGCUGAUCGCCAGGACCGGAUCUACUGCAUUGCAUGGGAAGACUCUCCAACAGGUGGAGAUAUCCAUGUCAGAUCCACCUCCUCGCUCCUUGAUGACCCUAGUCAUCUCCUGCGCUCACGUGGAGAUCAUCGCCUAACUUCUCGCGCCGUUUCAGGUGCUACGAGGCUGUACUAUUCGGACGAUUUCUUCAAGUCUAGAACCUUGGUUCAGAUGGACAUGGGUCGCGAUGCGAGAAACUUCAUCGGUAUCGGUCCUUCGGGCUCAUACUUGGUGGCGGCCCUGAGAGAUAUUUCGAGCAGUACAGGGGGCAAUGCGGGUGAUCAGAUGGCCCUAUUCGUCUCACGGGAUGGAGAGAGCUGGCACAAGGGCAAAUUCCCACAUGACGCCGGACUGCAGGAGGGCGCAUACACGAUCGUUGAAGGCACAACUCAUAGUCUCGUGGUCGACGUCUUUGAUCCCGGCUUCGGCACGGGUAGGCUAUUCACCUCAGACUCCGAGGGCAUUCACUUUGUGCAAAGCCUGGACGGCACCAACCGCAACGCUCGCGGCAUCGUCGAUUACGAGCACCUUGAAAACAUCGAAGGGGCUGCACUUGCCAAUAUUCGCGCGGGCUUGCCUGGUGAACAUAGGGUUCGUACCCGCAUCACUUGGGAUGACGGAAGUCGAUGGGCACCUUUGUCAGCGCCCGACGGCAAAUGCAAAGGCCAGAACCCGGAAACGUGUUCUUUGCACCUCUACUCUGCAAGCCGAUUGCACAACAUCGGUCGCGUCUUUUCGUCUACCGUGCCAGGUUUUGUGAUGGGUGUGGGCAGCGUUGGUGACCGACUCUUGCCGUACGAAGAUUGCCAGACCUACCUCAGCACGGACGCUGGUCACACCUGGCGAAAGAUUGCCGACGAUGCUCACAAGUACGAACUUGGAGAUGGUGGAUUGCUCGUACAGGUCAAUGAUGAGGAGCCCGUCGACUUUGUCCUCUACUCUUGGAAUCACGGCAAGACUUGGGAUCGACUGAAGCUGCCUGUGCGCAUGCGAGCAAAGAUCCUCACCACUAUUCCCGACAACACUGCGCAAAAAUUCCUGUUGAUUGGAAGCCUUUCGCGCCUCGACGCCGGAACUAAUAGUCGUCACGUCGCGCUGUUUCUCGACUUUGCUGCGCAAAAGAAGCGCAAAUGCGACAAGAACCGCGACAUGGAGCAGUGGUAUGUGGGCGGCCUGAAUGCAGGAUGCUUGAUGGGGAGGAAGCAGUGGUAUCUGCGAAGGAAAGCAGAUGCGGACUGCAUCAUUGGCGACAAGUUUCAUGAUCCGGAGCCUCACAUGAAAUCUUGCGCGUGCACGGACGAAGAUUUCGAGUGCGACUUUGGCUUCGUGCGCGCACCGAAUGGUCAGUGCGUCUCUGAUGGAUCGCCCGAACACAUUCCGGAAGGCGACUGUGUAGGCAGCAAGCGGACCUACAAGGCAUCGUCAGGGUAUCGCAAAAUAGCAGGCAAUACGUGCGAAGGCGGCGUCGCGAAAGAUCAAAAGGUAACGAAGCAAUGCUCGGCUCGCAGACCCGAAAAUGGCCAGGUACUGUCCUCUCGUCACGAAUUUCCUGGCACAGUUGUCGAUCGCGCAUGGUUUGCAGACUCUUCGUACGUGAUCAUGCAAGUGUCCGAUGGCUCAAUUUGGAUUUCGCCCAACGACGGCUACUCGUGGAUGCGGCCAGAGCUGGUCAAGGAUCCUCACGAUCCGGAGCAGCGUUUCUUGACGUUGGCGAUGCAUCUCUACGAAAAGACUUACGCGUACCUCAUCACCAGUGGUCAGCGUUGCCACUACACUUUUGAUGGGGGCAAGACAUGGCACUACUUCACCGCGCCUUUGCCGCCCAACGGACUGGGGAUUCCCAUCUUGCGCUUCCAUCCUGACCGACCCGAUUGGCUGAUCUGGAUCGGAUCAAGAGACUGCAACUCGGUCACUUCGCAGACAUGCCACACUGCGGCCUACUACACCUUGAAUCAAGGCCGCGAUUGGACCUUGCUGGAUCGUUAUGUGCGCAAUUGCGCAUGGGCGAGGUCGCCGAAGUUCCACGUCGACUCGUCCUCGAUUCUGUGCGAGAGCUAUGUUCAAAAGACGGGCAAUCAGCACGGAUUUGGAAACGACAAUCAUCUGCAGCUCAUUUUGGGCAACCAAUUCUACACUCGAAAGAAUGUGCUUUUCGAGAACAUCAUUGGUUUUGCCAACUUUGAAGAGUACCUCGUUCUGGCCAAAAUCGAUGAUGCCAGGUCCAUGUCCAUCAGCUUGCAAGUUUCGCUGGACGCAAACACUUUUGCCAAGACGCAAUUCCCGCCCAACACCCGCAUCGAUGACCCGCGCGCCUACACCGUGUUGGACUCUGUGACAGACGCAAUCUUUUUGCACGUCACCACGCAUCCCGAACCGAAGUCUGCAUGGGGCAAUCUCUUCAAGAGCAAUUCGAAUGGCACCUACUUUGCGCUCAGCCUGGAGUAUGUCAACCGCAACGCUGCAGGCUUUGCUGACUUUGAAAAGGUCUUUGGUCUGGACGGAAUCGCCCUAGUCAAUGUCGUCAAUAAUCCCGAAGACGCUGCAGUGACUGGCGCCAAAGCUCUUUCAACGCGCAUCACACACAAUGAUGGUGGUCGCUGGAAGCCGCUUACACCUCCGAGAGCGGACGUCAAUGGCGCGCCGUACAACUGCCAUCAGGUCGGCUGCAGCCUUCACCUACACGGCUAUACCGAGAGGGACGAUCCCACCACAAUGUUCAGCAGCCCGACCGCAGUUGGUUUGCUGCUUGGGGUAGGAAAUGUGGGCAAGAGCCUGGCGCCUUACGCCGACUCGGACACCUUUAUCUCACGGGACGGUGGCUUCAGUUGGGAAGAAGUACACAAGGAUGCGCACAAGUGGGAAUUUGGCGAUCAAGGCUCGAUCAUCCUGCUGGCAAAUGAUGAGCGACCCACCAACGAGGUGCUGUAUAGUCUGGACGAGGGCAAAAGCUGGCAGAGCUACAAAUUCGGCGAGACCCUUCGCGUUACUGGUAUCCUAACAGUGCCCGAGGACACGCAUAGGAAAUUUGUGCUCCUUGGAAUCAAACAAGGUGUUCAACCUCAGAGCGUUGCGGUACAUCUCGACUUCUCGGCCCUUCAAAGGCGCAAAUGUAAAUUGGAUGCUUCCAAGCCUGAAGCGGACGACUUUGAGUUGUGGAGCCCCAGCGAAGAGAGGGCCGAGCCAUGUCUCUUCGGACGGCAGACGUUCUACUACCGUAGGCGAGCAAGGGCCGACUGUUUUGUUGGCGAGACGCUCGUCCAGCCGCAUUCGAUCGGCAAGAACUGCAGUUGCACCGCGGCGGACUUUGAGUGCGAGUUCAACCACUAUCUCGACCCGGAAGGCUCUGGCAGGUGCUUGCAGUACCCCGGCACGACGCUGCCACCACCGCACGUCGAAGAGCAGUGUCUCGCCUACGGCAACGAGGACUACUACUUUGAUCGCACCUCGGUCCGCAAGAUUCCUUACUCGAGCUGCAUUGGCGGCGAUCGCCCGGACCGAGGACGGAGGCAUAGCUGCCCAGCAAGCCUUCGUGGCCACGGCUUUUUCUGGUGGUCUACGGUCAUUCUUUCACCCUUUGCUCUGGCAGGCUUGGUCGGCUCUUGGUGGCUCAAACGUCACAGAUCGCGGGGCUACGGGUAAGUUUGAGGAAUUGGCACUUUCUUGACUGCGCUUGAUGCUGACGUCUGAACCGAUUCUGUUCGUUUCAUCAGCGCCAUCCAUCUGCCAGACGCUCGCGACUAUGUCGACGGCAAGCUUGUGGACACCAUCGCUUCCGUCCCCGCUUUUGUCAUCGGCGUAUCGCAGGCGGUGGCCAUGAAAGCGCUCGACUUGGCCGAGGAGAUACCAUUCCUUCGACGGUGGAUCUUCGAGAGAGGUCGUCAUACGGGUCCCCAGGGCCGGGGCAGCUAUGGCAACUACAGUCAUCUUGGUACGGACGAAGAUGCUGCCAUCCUCGAGAAUUACGAAGAGGAAGAUGCAUCGUGA